AGGAGUCCACGCACUAAUGCACACAUCAUUUCCUGCUACACCGUUCAAAACCAGUCAAUGUAGAAGGACAAGGCCUGUCCAACUCCCCCUUAUUUUAUUCCAACAUCACUAGCUUGCUUAUGCUUUGCCCUUACCUCUACCUUCAUAUCAUUGCUGCCCUUCUCGCUACUUCUUCCUUCCCUCCUUUCCUGCUCCUACCUGCACACAUACUAUUCUCGCGAUCGGAUCCAGCUAUGGCGGGAUAGAGAGAGAUCCAUGGUAGAACAGUACAAGAUGGUAGCUAGAGAAGAGCAAGUGAUGAAAGAGAUCAAGGAUAAGGGAGUACUAGUAGAGAUCCUUGAGGAUGAUGAGGAGAGAUCGAUCGAUAACAAGCUGCUAGAUCUCAAUGAGGGUCUCGAUGUAGAGAGCGAGGAAGGGGAAGUAGGCGAUGAUGAGGAAGAUGAAGGUGAAGAAGGCGACGAAGGCGGUAGCACCAUCGAUGUUGGUGGGAGUGGGAGCUCAAGCAACAAUAGCAGCACCAACAACAAUUCAGAGAGCAAGAAGGGAGACACCAAGGGAGGCAGCAAGUCAGAGGGGAGCGGUGAGCAGAGGGUUCCAACGGUGCGGCAGUACAACCGGUCGAAGCUGCCCCGUCUCCGGUGGACGCCUGAUCUUCACAUGGCCUUCGUCCAUGCCGUCGAGAGGCUUGGUGGGCAAGAGAGAGCAACCCCUAAGCUGGUACUUCAGAUGAUGAAUGUUAGGGGACUCAGCAUUGCUCAUGUAAAAAGCCACCUGCAGAUGUACAGAAGCAAGAAGCUAGACCAAGAUGGUCGCCCGAGGGGAGCUAUUUCCUCAGUGUAUUCCCCAGUGGAUUUCCAUUUCAUGAGAGGCGAUCGGCGCUUCCAAGAAAUGUCAUUCUUCCAAAGAGCGGCCGUGCUCUCCUCUUCCAAGCUGGAGCACGGCAGCUUCUUCGCGUCGAGGAACUGCAGCGCCCCGGAGCUCAGCCGGCUCUAUGGACUUCUCCAGCAUCGGCCUACUCCGCAAACAUUCGAUUUCAGAAACUCCAGGAAUCAUGAAUGGGCGUCGAGCCAUAGAGAAGCCAUGAUCUCCAGGAAGGACGUCACACCGCCGUCGACUGCACCGCAUCAGACGCACCCACUUGCAGGUUCCGCGUUGCUGAGGAGCGAGAGGCGGUGGUGGCCUUUCACUGACGCCGGCGCUGCUGCCGCCACCGGUGAGCGGAGGGCAGAGACAGGAAGGGAGGCAGACUUCGCCAAUUCCAUCGGAAGCAGCUCUCGGCCUCACCUGUGCGCCACGGCCGUGUCCGGCGAUCCCCGUCUUCCGUUCAGAUGGCGACCAGCAGGGGGAAGCGGCAGAGACGUCGUCGGCUACCCCGGCAACAACGCCAAGAUCACAACGAGAUCGUCGGAUCCUGUCGUGAUCGACGAAGCCCUAGAUCCCCAGCAGCUCGAGCGGCAGAGGGACUCUGCCAUGCCAGCCUACAACGACGAGGCGUGCCGCAAGCGGUCGUUGCCGGCGGAGACCCAAGACGAGACUUCGGACCUUCAGCUCAGCUUGUCCCCCACCACGGUGAUGGAGGCCAAGAAGAGAAAGACCACUGCACUAAGCGGUGAGCAGGAGAUCAUGGACACCAGAGAGCUCUCCAUCUCACUCUCACUGUCGCCACCCGCUGCAGCUUCCAUGCAGAAGCGGCAGCAAGAAAAGACAAGGCGAAGCAACGACAGCAGAAGCAGCGGGGAAGCCGUUCUUGGGCAGAGUACUUUGGAUCUGACCAUGUCGAUCAGGGCAUUGGAGUGAGAUCUUUCAAGUACUUUGUCCCAAGGCCUUCCAAAAAACGCACACUGGACCAUGCAAUAAACAUAUCGUUAAUUUAACCUUAUUGUCUCCAGUACAUAGGUAUAUCAUAUGUGCAUGUCAUGCUUGGUUGUUGUUUCUAGGAAGACUACUGCCUCUCUAUAUUUGGCCCUUUGUGACUAUGCAAGUAUGCAUGGCCACAUGAUCGAUCGCUAGCUUUGUUCUUUUGUGGCAGUGGCAGCAUCUUUGGGAAACAAAACCCCAGCAAGGACUACAGCAGUUUUAAUCGGUAGUACAAGUUGUUAUUAUGCA
Setaria italica (foxtail millet) is the source of this 2106-nucleotide messenger RNA. RefSeq lists its product as uncharacterized. NCBI's taxonomy places the organism in Eukaryota, Viridiplantae, Streptophyta, Magnoliopsida, Poales, Poaceae. Gene Ontology annotation, molecular function: DNA-binding transcription factor activity; DNA binding. Bases 256 to 1797 code for a protein of 513 amino acids. The transcript is spliced from 6 exons. The record is from RefSeq and is a predicted model, not a curated record.